AUGUCUACUUCUCUUGAGCAAUUGAAGGCCUCUGGCACGACCGUUGUUUGCGACUCCGCUAUCGGCAAAUACAAGCCUCAAGAUGCCACCACUAACCCCUCCCUGAUCCUCGCCGCUUCCAAGAAGCCAGAAUACGCUAAGCUUAUCGAUGCUGCUAUUGCUUACGGCAAGCAAAACGGCUCCGACCUCGAUGCACAAGUCGACGCUGCUUUGGACCGAUUACUCGUAGAGUUCGGAAAGGAGAUUCUUGCCAUCAUUCCAGGAAAGGUCUCUACCGAGGUUGACGCCCACUAUUCCUUCGACACCCAGGCUUCCGUCAAGAAGGCUCUCCGCAUCAUCGAGCUCUACGAAUCCGUCGGCAUCAAGAAGGAGAGAAUCUUGAUCAAGGUCGCCUCCACCUGGGAAGGUAUCCAGGCCGCACACAUCUUGCAGUCGCAACACGGCAUCAACUGCAACUUGACCCUCAUGUUCUCUCUCGUCCAGGCCAUCGCUGCCGCCGAAGCUGGUGCCUACCUCAUCUCCCCCUUCGUCGGCCGAAUCCUUGACUGGUACAAGGCUGCUAUGAAGCGAGAGUACUCCGCCGGGGAGGAUCCAGGUGUCAAGAGCGUGCAGAACAUCUUCAACUACUACAAGAAGCACGGCUACAACACCAUUGUCAUGGGUGCCUCGUUCAGAAACAUUGGUGAAAUCACCGAGCUUGCUGGAUGCGACUACCUGACUAUCUCUCCCAACCUCCUUGAAGAGCUGUACAGCUCCAAGGCCGCCGUGCCCAAGAAGCUUGACCCAGCCGGUGCUGCUGGUCUCGACAUCCCCAAGCGCAGCUACCUAAACAACGAGGCUCUUUUCCGAUUCGACUUCAACGAGGAGCAGAUGGCCGUCGAGAAGCUCCGAGAAGGUAUCUCCAAGUUCGCCGCCGACGCCGUUACCCUCAAGGGCAUCAUCAAGGAAAAGAUCCAGGCCUUCGCAUGA
Messenger RNA from Arthroderma uncinatum, 969 nucleotides. RefSeq names its product transaldolase. The coding region runs from base 1 to 969 and encodes 322 amino acids. Gene Ontology annotation, biological process: pentose-phosphate shunt, non-oxidative branch; pentose-phosphate shunt; carbohydrate metabolic process. Lineage: Eukaryota; Fungi; Ascomycota; Eurotiomycetes; Onygenales; Arthrodermataceae. The record is from RefSeq and is a predicted model, not a curated record. The transcript has 6 exons. Gene Ontology annotation, cellular component: intracellular anatomical structure; cytoplasm. Gene Ontology annotation, molecular function: transaldolase activity.